CACCAUUCGUCGUCGCGAUUCGCGAAUACAUUUCUCGUUGGGUUUGGUGUUCUUCGCGUUAUUCGUAUGUUUCAAUUCUCAACCUUUGCGUUUCGUCGGCUACUUGUAGGAAGCAUUGAUUGAAUUAUCCGAAGCAGUAUUACCUUCGUCUUCUGUUUUUUUGAAAUAAUUUUGGUGGUUUUAUAUAAUAAAUGACAACAAGUUUUACUGGUCUGAAUUCUUCGCUGGCGAGCCGAGUAACUUCCGAGACGAGUUUUGGAAUUGUUUUCACGAAUUCGCGGUCGCCGGAAACCGGCGUCGGCACUGUUCCUGAGCUCCUUCUUUUGUCGCUGAUCAAGUUCAGAAAAAAGAGUUUGAUUCGCUUAAAGUCACUCCAAAACCUCAAGCAUGGAGAACACUGCAACAAAGGGAAUGGAAACACUGCAUAUCCAAGAAGCACGCGAAGAAAGUGCAGAUGAUAGGAUCGUCAGCAAACGUAAAGACUUAGGGGGUUGGGGUUGUGCUUUUCUUCUUCUAGCUAAUCAGGCCCUUGCAACCCUCGCUUUCUUCGGCGUCGGGGUGAACUUGGUGUUGUUCUUAACACGAGUCAUGGGACAAAACAAUGCCAUUGCAGCUAACAAUGUCAGUAUAUGGACCGGAACCGUUUACUUGUUCUCGCUCGUCGGAGCAUUCCUCAGCGACUCGUAUUGGGGCCGUUACCUCACUUGCAGCAUUUUUCAAGUCAUCUUCGUCUUGGGUCUUGUUCUUGUAUCCCUUACAUCAUGGCUUGUUCUGCUCAAGCCUAAGGGGUGCGGCGACGGUAAAAAAGACUGUGAGAACCCUCCCUCGUACGGGACUAUAUUGUUCUAUUUCGCUAUCUACUUGGUCGCCUUCGGCUACGGCGGCCACCAGCCGACGCUGGCCACAUUCGGCGCCGAUCAAUUCGACGACACCGACCCAAAGCAGAGGAGCUCCAAAGCUGCAUUCUUUUGCUAUUUCUACUUUGCACUCAACACGGGCUCCUUGUUCUCCAACACGGUCUUGGUUUUCUACGAGGACACCGGAAAAUGGACUCUCGGAUUCUGGGCCGCCGCCGCCUCCGCCGUCCUCGCCUUGGCUACCUUCCUCUUGGGAUCCUCCAGUUACCGGUACUUAAGGGCCUGUGGGAACCCGAUCCCACGUGUCAUGCAGGUGUUCGUCGCCGCCGCGAGGAAAUGGCGCGUGCCAGCCGAGCAAGGCGGCGCGCUCUAUGAAGUCCAAGGCGCCAACUCCGCCUUCAAAGGCAUCCGGAAAAUCAAACACACCGACGAUUUCCGGUGCCUCGACAAGGCGGCGACGGUGACGGCGACAGAGCCCGACUGCGACGCCGCCAGCCCGUGGCGGCUCUGCACCGUCACGCAGGUGGAGGAAGCCAAAUGCAUCCUCCGAAUGAUCCCUAUAUGGCUAUGCACGAUUAUAUACUCGGUGACCUUCACACAAAUGGCGUCGCUAUUCGUCGAACAGGGCGACGUGAUGGACACCCGAAUCGGGAAGCUCCACCUGCCGGCAGCGAGCAUGUCGGUGUUCGACAUCUGCAGCGUGUUGAUCUGCACGGGGCUGUACCGUCACGUGCUGGUCCCGGUGGCGGGGCGGCUGAGCGGCAACCCGAAGGGGCUGUCGGAGCUGCAGAGGAUGGGGGUGGGGCUGAUUCUGGGGAUGCUGGCGAUGGUGGCGGCGGGGCUGACGGAGAUCUGGCGGCUGAAGGCGGUGUUUCCCGGCGAGAGCUCGAGCCGGAUGAGCGUGCUGUGGCAGAUACCGCAGUACGUGCUGGUUGGGGCGUCGGAGGUGUUUAUGUACGUGGGGCAAUUGGAGUUCUUCAACGAGCAGGCGCCGGACGGGAUUAAGAGCUUCGGGAGCUCCCUGUGCAUGGCGUCGAUAUCGCUGGGGAACUUCGUGAGCAGCUUGCUGGUGCACAUGGUCAUGGAGAUCACGGCCAAGGACGACAAUCCCGGGUGGAUACCGGAGAAUCUCAACGCCGGACAUAUGGAUCGGUUUUAUUUUCUUAUAGCUAUUCUCACCGCCGUUGAUUUUGUGGUCUACGUGGCGUGUGCCAGGUGGUAUAAUCGCAUCACCUUUCAGCCGGCUGACGUGGACCGCGCUGAUGCCAACGUGGAGGGGCGGCGCGUGGCGGGUGAAGCCCCGGAAGGUAGGUGA
Molecule: messenger RNA, 2172 nt
Organism: Andrographis paniculata
Lineage: Eukaryota; Viridiplantae; Streptophyta; Magnoliopsida; Lamiales; Acanthaceae
Product: protein NRT1/ PTR FAMILY 7.1-like
Exons: 5
Coding region: 388-2172 (594 amino acids)
Biological process (GO): transmembrane transport
Cellular component (GO): membrane
Molecular function (GO): transmembrane transporter activity
Source: RefSeq, a predicted model, not a curated record